Molecule: messenger RNA, 1422 nt
Organism: Mercurialis annua (annual mercury)
Lineage: Eukaryota; Viridiplantae; Streptophyta; Magnoliopsida; Malpighiales; Euphorbiaceae
Product: tubby-like F-box protein 7
Exons: 4
Coding region: 164-1288 (374 amino acids)
Molecular function (GO): protein binding
Source: RefSeq, a predicted model, not a curated record
AACUUCCCAACUCCAAAAAAAAAAAAGAACACCACCACCAAGUCCCGUCAAAUCCACUCUCUUGAAACGCCUAACAUAAAAAAUCCGCUGUUUCGAAAAUUAAUCUUACAGCUCUCUUAUUGGCUACUUCCAUACCAAUUUCUCUGUUUGAAUUUCACUGGUAAUGUCUCUGCGAAGCAAAUCCAUGUUUACACGAAGGCUGUCGAAAUCAUUCCGCUCUGUUAACAACCCUAGUCAACGAGAACAAGGAUACGACGCCGGAAGAGGAGCGGCGAAAGGAGACGACGGCGACUUUGAAGAUGAGGGGUGGGAGAAUUUGUUGCCGGAGUUGUUAGGAGAGAUUAUAAAGAGAGUAGAAGAUAGCGAAGAUCGGUGGCCACAGAGACAAAAUGUGGUGGCAACGGCUUGCGUUUGCAAGAAAUGGAGGCACAUCGCUAAAGAUAUUAUUCUUAAUAAAUCAGUUCAUCAUAAUUCUACCGCCAAAAUCACUUUCCCUUCCUGCCUUAAAGAGCCGGGUCCGCGUCACUUUCCCAAUCAGUGUCUUAUAAAACGGAAUAAGAAGACUUCAACGUAUUACCUGCAUCUUGCCCUUAGCCCAUCAUUUAUGGACAAGGGAAAAUUUCUCCUAGCAGCUCGAAGGAAUAGACACGGUGCUCACACGGACUAUAUCAUCACACUUAGUCCAAGUGAUCUAUCUCAAGGAAGUAAUGCUUAUGUUGGAAAGCUAAGUUCGGACUUUCUUGGUACCAACUUUACAAUUUACGACAGCCGGCCACCACACGAUGGCGCCAAGCCAUCCAGCAGCAGAGCCAGUCGCCGAUUUGCAAGUAAACAAAUAAGCCCCCAAGUUCCUGCAGGCAAUUUUGAGGUGGGACAAGUUUCAUAUAAAUUUAACCUCUUAAAGUCAAGGGGUCCAAGGAGGAUGGUUUGCUCGCUGAAUGGUUCGUCACUGCAAGAAACUCCAAGUGACGGAGACUCAAAGAUGAAGGGGCCGGAGAGUUGCUGCACAAUUCUGCGAAACAAGGCCCCAAGGUGGCAUGAACAUUUGCAAUGCUGGUGCUUGAAUUUUCAUGGUCGAGUAACAGUAGCAUCAGUGAAGAAUUUUCAAUUGGUUGCGACAGUUGACCAAAGUCAGCCGGGUGGGAAAGGAGAUGAGGAAAUCGUCCUCCUGCAGUUCGGGAAGGUCGGAGAUGAUACUUUCACCAUGGAUUACAGGCAGCCCUUGUCAGCUUUUCAGGCAUUUGCAAUAUGUCUCUCCAGCUUUGGAACAAAACUGGCAUGUGAGUAAUGAAGUUAUGAGCUCUGUUAAAUGUUUGUAUAUUUAAAAAGUCGCUUGUAUAAUGUAUGUUUGGUUGAAGAAGAAAUUCAAUGAUGUAAAUGUUGCUAUUGUAUUAAUGACUGGACUCUCUAAUUAUUAUUGUA